UUAGUAUCCAAGAAAAAAUAUGGUGCAUCAAACCGUUUAUUUAUCCAUCAAAUGACACUCCGAUCCAUUUGCUAAUCUCAAGGAUGAUUUUCUGGGUCAAACUGAAACAAGCCUGGUUAGCGUCUUACACUUUUGAUUCCCUCCUUUUUGUUUCCUUUUACCUUUAUGUUGUUUUCUGUAUAUAUUAGCAGAUAGCAGUGGAGAAGAAAAAGAAAAGAAAACUAGCAUUAGCAAAACUGAAGACUGAAGAGGAGAAAGGGAGGAAGAAAAUAUGGUAGAUGAAAAGAAGGUGGUGUUAAGUGGCUGCAUCAAGACUAGCAGGGGGCCUUGGAGAGUACAUAGAGCUACAAAAGAUGGCCGCAUUGUCACCAAAUUUCGCUAUCCUUCUGAUAGGGAACGGCAAACGAACCAGCAGAGGGAGCGUCGAAGACGAGCAGUGGCUAAGAAAAUUUUUGAAGGUCUUCGAAAGCAUGGAAACUACAAGCUUCCGAAACAUGCAGACAGCAAUGACCUGCUCAAGGCUCUCUGUGAGGAAGCAGGAUGGCUCGUUGAGGAGGAUGGCACCAUUUGUAGGAUGGUUCUUCAUAACCCUUAUCAUGAAGCUAAUGUUGCAAGCUCCUAUGAUGCCUCGCCAGAAGAUCACAAUUACUGCACCUGCAACAAUCAUUUGGAUUCAGAAUAUGGAGCAUUUCCACUGAGCACCAGCUCACCAAUUCAAGAGUGCCAUGGAGGAAAUGAUGUCAACCUCAUCCUUUCACUCUAGCUUUCAAGUUCAUUUUGAGAAAGAUAAGAGAGUAGGAACUAGGAAAUCAAGAUGGUUUUUGGAUUUGGGCAAGACUGGGAUGGGAUGGUACAGCUCAGCUUCUCCUGCAGCCUGCUCGUAUAAAAACCAAUGUAGAGGCCACAAAAGAAAGGAAUAGCAUAUAGUACUUGUAAAAACAUCAAAUGUGUAAACAGUUCUAGGAUUAUCAAUAGGAUGUUCUAAUUAGCCUAUCCUAUGAAGGCAGGCAGCUCUGGUGCCAAUUUUGUUGAACUGAUAGACAUGAUCAUCCUUUGAAUGAAAUGUGCUUCUUGUGC
Populus trichocarpa (black cottonwood) is the source of this 1077-nucleotide messenger RNA. Its product is annotated as protein BRASSINAZOLE-RESISTANT 2-like. Bases 272 to 763 code for a protein of 163 amino acids. The record is from RefSeq and is a predicted model, not a curated record. NCBI's taxonomy places the organism in Eukaryota, Viridiplantae, Streptophyta, Magnoliopsida, Malpighiales, Salicaceae. Gene Ontology annotation, molecular function: DNA-binding transcription factor activity. The transcript is spliced from 2 exons. Gene Ontology annotation, biological process: DNA-templated transcription; brassinosteroid mediated signaling pathway.